Molecule: messenger RNA, 465 nt
Organism: Cetraspora pellucida
Lineage: Eukaryota; Fungi; Glomeromycota; Glomeromycetes; Diversisporales; Gigasporaceae
Source: the annotation of a GenBank genome assembly
AUGAAAGAUUCAACAUUAUCUCCUAAUGAUACAGUCUCUAAUAUCUCAACACCAAGUGAAAUUAGAUUAGAAAUAGUUGUCCAAACAGCAGAAGAAAUAUCAUCAGUAAUAAUGAACAUCUUAGAAAAAUAUUUUAUUAAGAAAAAAAUAUUUACACUUACUAUGAACAACACUACUACAAAUAAAUCUCUUCUCAGACUAUUUGAAAAUGCCAUGUUAGUUCUUUCUGAAGAACAAUCAAACUCAAUCUCUGAAGCAAAAAAAAUUAUUUCAUAUGGAACAAAAUAUUCAACUGCUGUUGAAGCUGGUAAAAUUUCUGAAGCUAUUGAAACUGUUAAAAUUAACAAUAUUUUUGCAGAUAGUUUCUCAUUUCCUAGAAGAAGAAUAUCAAAUAAGCAAAAUUAUCCGAAUACAAUUGAAGCUAAAUUAGAAUUAUAUAAGAUUGAGCCCCUUGAAGAAAUCUGA